AUGUUAUUAAAAGAGAUUAUAAGGGAGGAGUUGGAAGAGGAUUACUACAAUUACUAUAAUAACCUUGGGGAAUAUUCCACAGGUAAAGGUGAUGAUAUUAAAGAAAUUACGAAUAAUAGUCAAAAUAAAACCAACAAUAAUAAUAAUAUUACAAUUUUAACAUCCUAUAAUUAUAAUAAUAAUAAUAAUAAUAAUAAUAAUAAUAAUAAUAAUAAUAAUAAUAAUAAUAAUAAUAAUAAUAAUAAUAAUAAUAAUAAUAAUAAUAAUAAUAAUAAUAAUAACAAUCUUUUUGUGAGCCAUAGUUCAAUUCUUAGAAGCAGUUCAUCACCAUCCUCAUCAGAGUCAGAUGAAUAUAGUAAUGGCAAUAAUAAUAACAAUAGUAUCAUUAAUGACUUAUCAUCAUCAUCAUCAUCAUCAUCAUCGUCGUCAUCAUCAUCAUCAUCAUCAAUUACAUCACCAUCAUCAAACCAUGCAUAUUCACCAUACAAUAGAAGCCACAAAGGCAUUAAAAUAUCACCAAAUAAUAAACAAGUUUCAUCAUCAGGUUUAUUAGGAUCAACAAUGGUCUCUACUUCAUUAAUAAUGGGUGCUUCUAAUAUUAAUAAUAAUAAUAAUAAUAAUAAUAAUAAUAAUAAUAAUAAUAAUAAUAAUAAUAAUAAUAAUAAUAAUAAUAAUAAUAAUAAUAAUAAUAUAAAUAUCAUCAACAAUAGUAACACCAAUAAUAAUAGUAGUAAUAGUAAUAAUACCAUCAAUACAUUUAAUUUUAAUAAUAAUCUAAAUAAUUUAAACAGUAUUAAUAACAAUCUAAAUAAUUAUAGUAAUAAUAUGAAUAUUAAUAAUCAACAUAAUCACCAAUUCAACCACUACAAUAAUAAUAACAACAACAAUAACAACAAUAAUAAUAAUAACAGUGAUAAUAAUAAUAUACAUUUCUCGAAUAAUGGCAACAUGAACAUAUAUAAUCCCAAUCUUUCAAAUUUUAAUAAUAAUAAUAAUAAUAAUAAUAAUAAUAAUAAUAAUAACAAUAAUAAUAAUAACAAUAGUAAUAUUAAUAACAAUAAUAAUAAUAACAAACAAAUUGGUAAUAUUGUUGCUAAAGAUGAUGCAGAGCAAUUAAAGGAGUCUUGGAAAAAAAUAAAAGAAAUUAGUAAUGAAUUUAUAAAACUUUCAAAAUUAGCAACAAAAUCAGAUUUACAAUCAAUUGAUUUAAUUCCAGAAUUAAGAUCAAAAGUAAUGGAUCUCAAUAAUUUUUUACAUGUUAUCGAAGAAAAAGGUGAAUUAUUAAAAACUGAUGAAAGACAACAAAAGAAGAGAAUGGAAUCUGACAAAAAUGCUGAAAAGAGAGAAAAAAGAAGAGAAGCAUCAAGAUUAUUGAAUAAUGUUUGCAGAAAUUGUAAAACAACAGAAACACCUGAAUGGAGAAAGGGACCAGAUGGCACCAAGAGUUUGUGUAAUGCGUGUGGUUUACAUUAUGCCAAAAAUGUGAAAAGAGAAGCUGCUGGUUUGCAUCAUUUGAAUGAAGUUGGUAAAAAGGUUGAUUUAACUUCGAUUCUAAAUUAA
Messenger RNA from Dictyostelium discoideum AX4, 1560 nucleotides. RefSeq lists its product as hypothetical. The coding region runs from base 1 to 1560 and encodes 519 amino acids. Gene Ontology annotation, molecular function: sequence-specific DNA binding; zinc ion binding. The record is from RefSeq and is a predicted model, not a curated record. Lineage: Eukaryota; Evosea; Eumycetozoa; Dictyosteliales; Dictyosteliaceae. Gene Ontology annotation, biological process: regulation of DNA-templated transcription. The transcript is spliced from 3 exons.